CAGCAACCUAGUCAACCAUCAGAUCUUGCGGAAUUGCCAUUUCGCAACGUUCAAAUCUUUGGGAGACAUGACAUCCUCUGUGCUAAUUCAAGGUCGUGAAGAAGACAAUGUCCUCAAACUGCUUGAGGACUUGUUAAAUGCCGAAACUUCUAAGGACUGUGCCAAUAUUGGCGAAAAAAUAGGAGAAAUUUUUAAAAAGGAUGAACCACUAGUUGCUUUGAAAACAACUGGAUUUUUGGAUGGAUUAGAGAAGGCUGGUCGUAAUAAAAAAUCAGGCUUCCACAGGGAGUCUGCAAUGAUCGGUUUUGCUUCUGUUAUUCGGAAGAUCGGUCGUCCUUGCGAGGUCGAUUUCCUUCCUUAUCUUCCAGUUAUGCUAGAUUUGUUCUCUGAUAGAGGUGAAGUCGUUAGAGCUGCUGCUAAGAUGGCUACUGAUGCUUUGCUGAAUGUUCUCCCCCCUGUUGCAGUUGAAACUCGUUUAAUUCCCUCUUUAAUUGACUAUUUGGAUAGCUCAGCCGUAAAGUGGCCAAGUAAGGUAGCUGCUCUUGAAUUGCUGGGCUCGUUGGCAAAAUCUUUCCGUGACGCUGUUGCAACAGCAAUGGGCUCUUUGAUUCCUUGCAUUCGAGAACGCAUGCAUGAUACCAAAGGCGAGGUUUCUCGAGCUGCUAUCAAGUGCAUGUUAGAUCUUUGCACUGUUGUCGAAAAUAAUGACAUUAUUCCUCAUAUUCCCAAGUUGGUCGAUUGCAUGGCUCGUCCAGAGACCCUGGAAGAUUGUAUCAAAGAAUUGAGUGCUACAACCUUUGUUGCUACUGUUGAAUCCGUUGCUUUAGCAGUUUUGGUUCCCAUCUUGAAACGUGCACUUGCUGAACGUUCUCAAAUUAUGUUGCGUAUGACUGUUAUUAUCACUGACAACUUAUGUAAGCUUGUUCCCGAUCCUGCUGAGGCUUCGGACUUUCUCCCAGAGUUGAUUCCAGAAGUCGAAAGGAUCGCUCAAGGUGCUGCUAUGCCUGAAGUCCGUGCUCUUGCGUCUCAUGCCCUUACCACUUUAAACAAGGCUGCUGCUGCCCAAGCUGCAAAGGCCGCCAAUGAUGCUGAGAGACAAGCGCUUUCUGGCGUUCGUAACAGACUUCAACAAUUCGUCACUGAACAUGCGACAUGUCCUCAGAACUUUAAUAUGGAGGAAAUUUUGAGUUAUGUUUGUGAUGCCUAUGUAGCCUUCUAUAAUCACAAGAAUUUUAAUAAGGAGACUUGGGUUAAUGAGAUGGGUGUCCCGUAUCUGACUCCCUUCGUUGGUGAAACUGCUGCUUCCGAUUGUGUUUCCAAAGCUUAUGAUGAUCUUCACUCGUUUUACAAAUUUAUUAAUGGUCCUGAUAUUUCAAACUUACAUAUUGAGGACGAAGAGUUAGUUAACACAGACUUCUCGCUAGCUUAUGGUGGCCGUUUGCUUUUGAACCACACUAAUUUACGCCUUUACAGAGGCCAUCGUUAUGGUGUUGUUGGUCAUAACGGUUGUGGUAAAUCUACAUUACUGAAAGCAAUCGCUGAUUAUAAGGUCGAAAAUUUCCCUCCUCCUGAGCAAGUGAAGACUUGCUUUGUGGCUCAUAGCUUACAGGGUGAAGAUACCAGUAUUGCUAUUCUUGACUUUGUUGCUAACGACCCUUCCCUAGCUGCUAUGAAAGUCACUCGAGAGGAAGCCGCAGCUGCGUUAAAGUCUGUUGGCUUCACAGAAGAAAUGCAAAAGGAUCCAGUUGCCUCUUUGUCCGGUGGAUGGAAGAUGAAAUUAGAACUGGCUCGUGCCAUGUUGCAGAAAGCUGAUAUUCUUUUGUUGGACGAACCUACUAACCAUUUGGACGCUGCAAACAUUGCUUGGGUGGAAGCUUAUUUGAACGCUCAGACUCAAAUUACUUGCCUUAUGGUGUCUCACGACUCUUCCUUUUUGGAUCACGUUUGUACAGACAUUAUUCAUUAUGAAGGUGUCAAGAAUAAUGCAAAGAAAUUGGGUUAUUAUCCUGGCAAUCUUUCUGCUUUCGUUGAGAAGAAGCCUGAGGCCAAAUCUUAUUAUACUCUUUCAGCUACGAAUGAAAAGUUCGUUUUCCCUCCCCCUGGUAUUCUUGCUGGAGUACGUUCCAACACUAGAGUCAUCCUAAAAAUGACUAAUGCAAGCUAUACUUAUCCUGGUUCUUCCAAGAAAUCAUUAGAUGAUGUUACUGUUGGUCUCUCUUUAUCUUCCCGUGUUGCGAUUCUCGGUCCAAAUGGUGCUGGUAAAUCUACUCUUAUUAAAGUAUUGAUCGGUGAGGUUAUUCCUCAAGAAGGCCGUGUUUUCAAGCAUCCUAACCUUCGGGUUGGUUAUGUAGCACAACAUGCUUUCCAUCAUUUAGAUCAACAUUUAGAGAAAACACCCAGCCAGUAUAUUCAAUGGAGAUAUGCUGGUGGUCAAGACCGUGAGGUCUUAGAAAAGGAGACUCGCAAACUAACAGAUGAGGACCGUGCUCAACUUCAACGUGAAAUUACUGUGGAUGGUGAACGUCGUAGGGUAGAAGCUCUGAUUGGUCGUCAAAAGUUCAAGAAAUCUUUCCAAUAUGAAAUUAAGUGGCUUGGGAAGCCUCAUAAGUACAACAAUUGGAUUCCUCGUGAAUUAUUGCUUGAAAACGGGUUCCAAAAGUUUGUUCAAGCCUUCGAUGAUAUGGAGUCAUCUCGUGAAGGUCUUGGUUUUAGAGAUCUUAUCCCUGAAGAAAUCCGUAAGCACUUUGAAGAUGUUGGACUUCCUGGUGAUAUUGCUGAUUACAGUCCUUUGAGCAGCUUAUCUGGUGGGCAGAAAGUGAAGGUUGUUAUAGCUGCUUGCUUGUGGAACAACCCCCAACUUUUAGUCUUGGAUGAACCCACAAACUUCUUGGAUAGAGAUGCUCUUGGCGGUCUAGCAACUGCUAUUCGUGAUUGGGGUGGUGGUGUUGUUAUGAUUUCUCACAACGCUGAAUUUGUCUCUGCACUUUGUCCUGAGCAAUGGCAUGUCGUCGCCGGAAAGGUCACAAACAAAGACAAGGCAGCUGUUGACAACGAGAAGUUUGAAGAUUUAUCCGAAAAGGAUUUGAAGAAGAUUGAAUCCAAGACUACUAAGAAGAAGAAGCUCACUCGAAAUGAAAUGAAAGCCAAAGAACGUCGUGCUCGUGAUAGAGAGCUCGCAUGGUUGUCCUCACCUAAGGGUACUCCCAAGCCAAAGACUUUCUUCUCUGACGACGAAGAAUAAAUGAUUUAGUGUACAGUAAAUGUCUGUAUGAUCCGGUGCGUUUAUGUACUUAUUUUACUUCCUUCUUUUUUGGGUCCAGUAAAAGUUUGGUGGAACAGGUUAAUAAUUUAUGCAUCAUUUAAAAAUUGAUGAUUCCAAAAGAAAUAAUUGUUAUAUAUGUGGGUUUGGUUUGGUGUUUAAUAGAUAUUUUACUAGACAGUUAUAUCCGUUUUUAGGUUUCAAUAAUUUAGCUUUUUGAUUUUUUGAUUUUGAAAAUUUAUAAAGUAUAUAUUAAGUCGAUGAAAUAUGAAAAUAAAAAACACGA
Messenger RNA from Schizosaccharomyces cryophilus OY26, 3545 nucleotides. RefSeq names its product AAA family ATPase ELf1. The transcript has a single exon. Gene Ontology annotation, molecular function: ATP binding; ATP hydrolysis activity. Bases 68 to 3241 code for a protein of 1057 amino acids. The record is from RefSeq and is a predicted model, not a curated record. Lineage: Eukaryota; Fungi; Ascomycota; Schizosaccharomycetes; Schizosaccharomycetales; Schizosaccharomycetaceae.